Fonsecaea multimorphosa CBS 102226 is the source of this 816-nucleotide messenger RNA. RefSeq lists its product as uncharacterized. The record is from RefSeq and is a predicted model, not a curated record. Gene Ontology annotation, molecular function: structural constituent of ribosome. Gene Ontology annotation, biological process: translation. Gene Ontology annotation, cellular component: ribosome. The transcript has a single exon. NCBI's taxonomy places the organism in Eukaryota, Fungi, Ascomycota, Eurotiomycetes, Chaetothyriales, Herpotrichiellaceae. Bases 1 to 816 code for a protein of 271 amino acids.
AUGGCGCGUUCAAGAGUUCCUUUGCUGUCCUCUAUGUGCAGAUCAUGUCGGAACUCCUACCUCACACAGCCGCGCCGGGCCAUCUCAGAUUCAAGCUCAAGCUCCUCCAGAGAACCAGAGCGCCAGCCCAGCAGACUCUCUGAACGGCUAGGGAUCAAAGUCAAUGAAGAAGUCUCGGCAAAGGAGACUGAUGCUCUGAGCCAUUUCCACGAGCUCCUACGCGGAAGUUCAAACAGCAGUGCAGCGUCGUCAACCACGAACAAUUCGAUGCGCUCCAUCUUCCAAAGAGACCUGCGGAACGUCGCCCAAUCUGCACAAGCAGAAGCCGCAACACGGCCUUCUCUCAGGAGCUCGUACACGGACGAGCCAUACCACAUCAACGUCUACGCCCACCGGCAUAACACCCAUAUCACAUUCACCGAACCCAACCGUAAUCCAAUCUUAUCCUUCUCAUGCGGCAACCUGGGGCUGCGCAAUGCACAAAAAGCAUCCUACGAUGCAAGCUUCCAAUUAGCAGCAUACACCUUUCGGAAAAUGGCAGAGAAACAGUGGAAACUUGGAGGCAGCAAAAGCAACAAACAUAACAACAAUCCAUGGUGCACGCUAUCGAACAUUAAAAAGCCGGCGUACAGUGGUUCCCCCGGCGCAGGAAUCGAGGUGAUUUUCCGAGGAUACGGGCCAGGAAGGGAGGCCUUUCAGAAGGCAUUGCUGGGGACGGAGGGGAGGAUGAUUAAGCCUCUGAUUGCGAAGGUGACGGACGGGACGAGGCUGAAGUUCGGCGGAACCAGGAGUCCGCAAGUCAGAAGAUUGGGUUAA